Molecule: messenger RNA, 1532 nt
Organism: Gryllus bimaculatus (two-spotted cricket)
Lineage: Eukaryota; Metazoa; Arthropoda; Insecta; Orthoptera; Gryllidae
Source: the annotation of a GenBank genome assembly
AGCCAGUCGGUAGGGGGUAAUGCUGUGUAAAUGACGAUGUGUCAUUGCUACAUCAUCCGGCUUAUGUCGGUAGAAGGCUUAAGGGUGGGUUUAUUUAAUCGCAAACACCGACGCUCACCAUCCCACUUCAAUCUCAAAUAUGGCAGAGAAAACUCACCGCCAGAAUCUCCAGUCAAGGAACAGAGGCCUACCAUGCCUCCAACAGACUUCCUUGAUUCAAAAGAUGGCUGGGAGGUGGAUCCUAACAUCCACAAAGAGUUUGUAAAUUGGAAGCAGAAUCCAAAGUUUGAUAAGACGGAUCCUUUUCUUGCCAGAAUAUACAAAGAAGACAUUAACCUUUGCCUGGAUUUUAGCAAUGCAGAACUUGGCUCUAAAGUUCAAGAAGCCAUUGAGGAUGGAAACAUUUUUAUUGAAGCUGUCAGCGAUAAGAGUAAAACUGUUUUCCCAAAGAAAUGUGCACUCCUGGAAGCUCCCAGACAAUGCCACUACAGAAUGAAAUUAGGAGAUCAAGAACAAUGGUACUACAUUUCACAGAUCUGUAGAAACAGAGUCACUGCUGUAUGUGACUUUUUGAAUUACUUGCGAUAUAUUGAACGAGGAUUGGUGAAAAGCUCAGUACAUGAUGUGUACUGGGAGAUCACAAGACUCCGAAAGGAAAUGGUACUGGCCCGUCUCGGUCUGGCUCUCUCAACAUAAAGAAGACUGCAUUGAAAAUGAAGCAACAGCUAUCCUGAGGGACCUGCAGUUAUUGUUUGUGGGCCAAUUAAAUUGACCCUUUACAACAUUAUAGCCAAAGAGAUUAUAAAUGUGAUGUAAUAUAUAGUAGUAAUUUUCAUCCAUAAAUGUGUAUAGACAAAAAAAAACAACAAGCCAUGAAUUAUGCCAAGCAAAAAGAUGCAUUCAACAGAAACUUCUGAUAAUCCAGCAGUGGCAUGAAUGCUAGAUGUUGAUGUUUUUGGGUCUAAAAAGCCUUUCCAUUCAGAUUGAAAAUAUGUUUUAUUUUUAGAUAUCAUUGUAAUUGUAGCAGAACUUCAAAAUCCUUUCUACUUAUGUCUUUUGUUUACUACAUACAUAGAAGUACUGCUAGAAAUGUAAUAUACGUAAAAUCCUAAGCUCUUUUGAGUAAUACUUGCUAAUAUAUUAUCAAGUAUUUCCAUGUACAAAGUUGAUAUAUAUUAUAUUCAAAUAGAGAAAUAUUUAUAGAACGUUAUUCGCUAAAAGAAUAUACACCUCAACAUAUUGUUUUAAAGACACGCAAAACAUGUGAAAGGUAUAUGUAUAUGUGCUAUGAGAUUUUGUUAAGUCUUCCUAAGGAGAUGGAAUUAAAUGUACUGACAUCUGUGUAUAAAAUACUGGGACUUCCAAAUUAAUGCUGUUAAGACAGCUAUAAGUAGGAAAUGCCGUCAAACUAAGGCACAGUGCCAAACAAACUUAAUGUAAGGUAAAAAGGAAUUAAAUUGAUCCAUUUUAUGUUGACCUUGUAGGUCAUUGCUGACUGUUAUCCUCAAUAAAGAAAUAUAUUCAAAUUUAAA